Molecule: messenger RNA, 1926 nt
Organism: Gavialis gangeticus (Gharial)
Lineage: Eukaryota; Metazoa; Chordata; Crocodylia; Gavialidae
Product: arylamine N-acetyltransferase, pineal gland isozyme NAT-3-like
Molecular function (GO): acetyltransferase activity
Source: RefSeq, a predicted model, not a curated record
CUCCAAAAAGCAGAAGAGUGAAAAAGGAUACACCUGCAGCUGAAUUUAUUUUACAGCUUUUUUUGCAGGCACCAUGAACAUCCAGGAAUAUUUCACCAGAAUUUCUUACAAAGGCCCCAGUGAAAACCUGGACUUGGAGACCUUAACUGCAAUCCUCCAGCACCACAUCCGGGCUGUGCCCUUUGAAAACCUCAGCAUCCACUGCGGGGAAACCAUUGCGCUGGAGUUAGAGGCAGUGUAUAACAAAAUAGUGAGGAGGAAUCGUGGUGGCUGGUGCUUGGAAAGUAACCAGCUGUUGUUCUGGGCUCUGAAAACACUGGGAUUUAAUGUCACUCUUUUGGGAGGAAAAGUGUACGACCCAGAUGACAAGGCAUAUGCUGAUCAUCUGAAUCACCUUCUGUUAAAAGUGGCCCUUGCUGACAAAUCCUACAUUAUGGAUGGCGGGUUUGGGGCAGUCUAUCAAAUGUGGGAGCCCAUGGAGCUGAUUUCUGGGAAAGACCAGCCUCAGACUCCUGGCACCUUUCGCUUUCUGGAAGAGAAGGGGACCUGGCACCUGGAGAAGAGAAAAAGGCUGGCAUACUUUCCCAGCCAUGGCCACUCGAAGGUUCAUCUGCUGCAAACAAAUGACUACAGUAAGGUUUACAUCUUUACCCUUGAGCCACGAGAGAUAGAAGAUUUCAGGGCCUUGAAUGUGGAUGGCCAGACAUCUCCAGAUUUUGUGUUGGUACGAAAGUCCAUCUGCAGCCUCCAGACUGCCAGCGGGAUGCGGUCCUUAAUUGGGUGGAGAUAUACUGAGAUAAAAUACAACUACAGGGAGAACAUGGAUCUGGUAGUAGCCACAAUUCUUCCCGACGAAGAGGUGGAGAAGACACUGAAAGACAAAUUCAAUAUUACUCUAGAUAAGAAACUUCAACCAGUGAAUAAAGGCAAGUCAUCUGUAUUUCACCACUUGGCCAGACUCUAAUCCCACGGGGUAACAUCGGACAGAAUCUCUCUCAGCAUCCGGUUGAUUUCAAAUCACCUAAGGCCUAUGUUAUCACUGUUCAUCGUGGGUAAUGAGAAGGAUGGCACAUAGUCAUGCCACUGUAGGAAAGAAAUGUUGAUUCUCACAGCUCCACUUCCUUCCACACUUCUUCCUUUGCUCCAGAUGUGUAUACCAGUCACAAUUUGCUUCCUACUUGGGCCAAGCUUGGCUGCACUGGCUGUUGCGCUGGGAACUGAAGGCAAGUCUUUGCCUAUUCUCUGCUUCUCCUUCCAUACAACUGCCCAAGGAAUAUCAAUGCAGAAAGACGAUGCAAGCCCCCGCUACGCUUGAAUGAUAGGGCACAGUGUUUCUUAAAUCUGCUGGUUCCCACCUGUGGCUCUGCAUCAACACAUUGCGCAUCAGGGAUUUAGACCCAGCACAUGGCCAAACUAAAACAUUAAUUUACUGCCACGUUUGCAGUCUGAAAAGCAGACAGCUAAUGGGACGUUUAUUGACCUGCUACUGAGUCUUGACACAGCCUCCAGGCUCUUCAUGGCCUGAGCAUGUAGGGACCAAUUUUGAUGGAAAUGACAGCAUUUAUAAAAAAUAUAAAUUAAGCCUGCUUUUUAAAACCAUUUUCACUGAUGGAAUUAACUCAGAUUUUCCCCGGUUAAAAGACAAUUAAUUUUCAUUAGUCAAUAUAUUUUUCAAAAUUGUUUGUUUCGUGAGAAAUAUUUUAGGAUUACCUGCCUUUUAAAAUAAGAUUGCUGCUCCAUUGUUGCUGUGGUGGGUACAUUUCAUCUGAAUCAUCAGCCAUUGUAUAUAUUGCUUUUAAACUGGGGUCACUGUCUUGCAAAACCUCACUUGUGAACGGUCAAUACAUAAGUCAAUGGAGUUACUUUCCUGUAUAAGGAGAACCAAUGUUUGCUGUUUUAAUUGAUCUGCCAUUCAGAGAUGUUACA